Messenger RNA from Patiria miniata (bat star), 2024 nucleotides. RefSeq lists its product as uncharacterized. NCBI's taxonomy places the organism in Eukaryota, Metazoa, Echinodermata, Asteroidea, Valvatida, Asterinidae. The record is from RefSeq and is a predicted model, not a curated record. Bases 332 to 1117 code for a protein of 261 amino acids. The transcript is spliced from 7 exons.
UUUCAGGCUUUUUAUCGAUCGAUCACUGACACUGACGUCGCGUCUUAAUUUGGCCGCGCCCAUCGAUCUAUCGCGGCGCGGCUGCGGUGUUGUUGAGGGCGCUAUCAACAAGUCCAGCUCUGCUGGCCGUCUAGUUUUGGCCUAGUUUCCAAACUUCGUCAAGUUCGUGAUCAAAACUUCAACGUUGAACUUUCAAAACUACUUUACCUGUUUACCAGCAAGUUGAAAUUGAUGAUCAUAUCUACGUGACUUUUAAACUAUAUUGCUCCGGACAGAAUGACCUGAGCAUUUGACCUGUGACCUCGGGCUCUAGCAGGACUACCAUUGUAGAAUGGAAUGGGCGGUGGUUUGGAUGGCUGCCAUACUCCUGUCUGGUCUGGACCAGGUGGAGGCACAAGGAAGCAAUGGGGGUAUAUCAGGUCUGGCCAUAGGACUGAUUGUUGCCGGUGCUGUGAUAUUCUUUGUAAUCGUCAUUGUCGCUGGACUUUGCUGUUUCAACUACAAACGCAAGCAUCUUGGUCGUUUGGAGUUUGAGCAUCCCGAGUUUGAGCGUAGCGGGGAGCCGUACUUUAGGACUACAUCAUUGACGCGGGAUCCGGUCCCAGAACCUGUCCAAUACGAUGCCACGAUCGAUGAAACGGCAAUUGACGGUCCCGCUGGCGCUGAUUCAGAUGGAGAUGCUGUCUCUGCUGACGUCGUAUUCUCGCCGUCAAAGUCAGAAAAGAAAGAGAAAUUUGAGCAGCAGUUGGUGGAGCUGCAGCCCCACGCAGUCACCUUCCAGGAGAUGCUGAAAGACGUCCAGGAGCGGAUCAAGAACGCCAAGCACGGCAAUCCCAGGGUGCAGGGCUACAAGGCUGUGUCCCGUGAUCUGAGUCGAGUGCAGCAUCUUCUAAGUAAGAGGAACUCUACCGCUCUCAAGAUGCCCCCAGACGGGUUGGAGCUGCUAGCCUGGGCUGCAGAGACACGGCAGAAAUAUCUAGAGCUGCAGCGGUACAAAUCGGAGAGGGAUCGAGGCACAUCCUCAGAGCCUCCCGAGAUGGCGUCAAUUAUGUGGAUUCAGUCGAAGGACGACUCGGUGUUUGAGGACAAGUCAUACGAUGAGAGCGCAGUCAUAUGAGGAACGGUUACCACAUUACCACAGCUUCUUUGGUAUCAGAUCAAGAAAUGGUCAGUAGUGAAAUUAUUUCUAUCAUACAAUUGUUUGAAGUGUCCUCUUUUUCCCCACUUGUUUUAUGAUUUGACAUUUUAUAUUCGUCUUGACAGAUAGUAUCAGUGAUGAAAAAAAAAUACAUGCAUAUCUAAAAUUAUGAAAUGUGUACCGUACUUAAUGGGAGUGUGGCACCCCUAAAUGGGUGCGUUCGAUUAGCUCACCAUGCAGCGGCAUGUUCACCUAUUUUAUAGGGGACAAAAUCAAGACUUUGCUGUAACGACAUUUGAACUGCCUUAAAACCCUGUCGAAACACUUACGAUAUAAACCCCCCACCCCCACCCUGCUGUCGCGUGAGGAUAGAGCCUGAAAGUUUACCCCUGGUGGCGCGCAUCCGGACCCCUCGAAUAAGAAAAUUAGCACGUAAAAGUCGGAUAUUUCAAAAUUAUUUUCGGUACUAUUAAUAAGAUGGAAUUUAUGAUAGGGUGAUGUAAAUCAAUAUUAGGUUUUGCCCUUCAUUUUUGGUAUGUUGAUUUUUAUUAAGAAAACACUCUCGGAAAAGGCCUUUGUAAAAUGGUUACUUGCAUCUCAAUUUGUGGAAACUGAAAAAUCGCAUGAUGUGAAAGAGAAAUAUCCGGCCAAAAAUUUACCUCUCAUUUAUGAAAUUCUGAAAUACUGGUGGUCUGGUGGAAGUUUUCGGACAGACUCUGUUCUGAAUAAAAAUAGUUGGUGCAUUGCAAAUUUGAAACAAUCCCUUAACCCUCCUGCUGUCUGAACAGUCACAGACAGUCAAAAAAUCAAUACUCUUCCCCUGCCAUGCCUUUUACACAGGCUAGUCAUCAACAGUCAGAUCAUAUUGCAAGCACUGUGACUAGUU